AUGACAGUAGAAACCCCUUCCACGGCCGAAGCCCUCCGGCUCGCCAAUGCUUCCACCACCGCUGAAGUCCUGCGGCUCGCCAAUGCGAUCCAAGAGGCCGCCCAGCGCCUGGCUGCGCUGCGCGACGAGUCCAGCCCCGACGACGUCCUCUCCGAACACGAGCAACUGCGCCAGCAGCUCAUCGGCCGCAUGGCGCACGCCAGCCGGCUGCUGCAGAACCCCAUCGACUAUCUAAAGGGGUUGACCCAGGGCGGGGCACUGGAUGUAGGCGUGGUACGGGCUCUGGUGCUGCUCGGGGUGCCUAAAGCAGUCCCUCUUACAGGGGGCAUCCCCCUGGAAGCCCUCGCCGGGACGGUCAAGGUCGACGUCUCCACGCUGGGGCGUCUCCUCGACUACGCCGGGACGUUGGGAUUGUUCACGGUGUCCGAUGAGCAGCUUGUUCGACACUCUCGUCUCUCCGCCGGUCUGGCGCAGGGGACUUAUGCCCCCAUUGUAGAAUGGGACGUCACCAUCCCGCCCGUGUCGGCGCUGCGCCUGUACGAAGCGCUGCGGGCAAACGGGAACUGCGAGGGCGCCGAACGGGCGUCCUUUCAGUUCGGGAUGGAGACAAACGAGACCUUCUACGAGUGGCACAAGGCGAAUCCGAAAUACGCGGCGUUCUUCCGUCUGGGCAUGGAGAGCGAAAAGGAGGAUCCGCGCACGGCGCCCCAGAACCUGGCGCGGAUCUAUGACUGGACUGUGUUUGAUGGCAAGACAGUGAUUGACCUCGGCGGUUCGACCGGGCAUGUCGCCCGACUCGUGGCAGACAAAUACCCCGGCAUCGACUGGAUCAUUCAGGAUCUCCCCGAGACGAUCAAGCCUCUGCCCCCCUCGGACAGGGCGAAUAUGCGCUUUGAAGAGCACGAUUUCUUCCACACGCAGCCUCGCAGCGUGGACGGCUACUUCCUGCGCUACAUCUUCCACAACUGGGCGGACAGCGACUGCCGGCGCAUUCUCGCCGGGCUGAAGCCCGCUCUGCGGCCCGGCGCCCGCCUGCUGGUCGCGGAGAUGGUGCAGCCUGUGCCGACGGCGGCGAGAGAGGAUGGCUGGGUGGAGGAGCGGCUGUUCACGCGGCGGGACAUGCAGAUGAUGAGCUAUGUCGGCGCUCACGAACGCACGGUGGACGAGUAUCGCCGGCUGGUGGAUGGAGUCAUUCCCGGGCUGCGUUUCCUGGGCUGCCACAAGCCGAUGGGCAGCACCGUCGGCAUUCUCGAGUGGAUUUACACAGCAGAAUGA
Messenger RNA from Penicilliopsis zonata CBS 506.65, 1275 nucleotides. RefSeq lists its product as hypothetical. NCBI's taxonomy places the organism in Eukaryota, Fungi, Ascomycota, Eurotiomycetes, Eurotiales, Aspergillaceae. Bases 1 to 1275 code for a protein of 424 amino acids. The transcript has 3 exons. Gene Ontology annotation, molecular function: O-methyltransferase activity. The record is from RefSeq and is a predicted model, not a curated record.